GUGAAAUCUCUAGAAAUCAAGCCUUCUCACGAUGAGACUGUCGACCCGAGUGACCGUCCACAUUCUUCACGACACAGGCGCAACCUAGGCGAACCUACAAGCCAUCCAACAUGUCUAACAACACGCUCCCACCGUUCCCGUCAGACGUGCCGGUGGCUGACAUCGCGACGGUCGAUUUCGACCUCCUGGCCCAAGGAGACGCGGAACAGGCCCGGAUCCUGCUACACUCGUGCCAGAACUACGGCUUCUUCUACCUGUCCAACCACGUGGACGCGCGGUUCAUGUUCAACCUCGCCGACGGCGUCUUCUCGCUGCCGCUGGACGAGAAACUCGCCUACGACAUGGGCACCACGGGCCACUACUACGGCUACAAGCGGUCAGGCGCCAUGUUCGUCGACGACAAGGGCACCAAGGACCACAGCGAGUUCUACAACGUGUCCAAGGACGAGGUGCUGGGGAUCCCGCAGCCGCCGCCGGCAGACGGGACGCCGCCCGCGUCGGUGUCGGGCCAUCACCCGCAGGUGGUGCUGGACCGCUUCGAGGAGCUCCAGACGUUCAUGAAGUCGUGCCACGCCGUCGUCUACGCCAUCACCACGUCCCUGGGCAAGUCGCUGGGCUUGCCGCGGGGCCUUCUCGAGUCGCUGCACGAGCUGGACCGGCCGUCCGUCGACCAGGCGCGGGUCACCUGCGCGCCCCCCGUCCGGCCGGCCGAGACGAUCACGCUGGGCGAACACACCGACUUCGGCAGCGUGACGGUCCUCUUCAACCAGCUCGGCGGGCUCCAGGUGCUCGCGCCCAACAAGCGCGACUGGGAGUACGUGCGGCCGCGGCCGGAGUGCGCCGUCAUCAAUCUGGGCGACAGCCUGAUCAAGCUCCUGGGCGGCCGGCUGUACAGCGCGGUGCACCGGGUCGUGGUGCCCCCGGGCCAGCAAGGGGAGUGCAUGCGCCACAGCGUGGUCUACUUUUCGCGCCCGAACUCGAGCGUCAAGCUGCGGGACCUGUUCCAGUACCCGACCGCAGAGGACGUGGCGGCGCUGGAGAAAUCGUCCGGCGAGACACUCCUGAACGCCGACGAGUGGGUGAAGCAGCGGGCGCACAACUGGAACACCGCACAGUACAAGGGCAAGGAGUCGUACAAGCUGAGUCGCGGCACCGAACACAAUCGCGAGUGGGAUUCCGAUCCCGCCAGGUUGAAUCAGCGGCGCCCCAAGGCGGUCGAGGCUGUGUGAACGCCUUGGGCCUUGGGGUUGGUGGCUGCUUUAUGUAUAGUCUUCGAUAUAGUCAACUACCAAGACAACUCGGGGGCCUUUAAC
Cladophialophora immunda is the source of this 1313-nucleotide messenger RNA. RefSeq lists its product as uncharacterized. Gene Ontology annotation, molecular function: dioxygenase activity. NCBI's taxonomy places the organism in Eukaryota, Fungi, Ascomycota, Eurotiomycetes, Chaetothyriales, Herpotrichiellaceae. Bases 111 to 1229 code for a protein of 372 amino acids. The record is from RefSeq and is a predicted model, not a curated record. The transcript has a single exon.